Molecule: messenger RNA, 1424 nt
Organism: Galendromus occidentalis (western predatory mite)
Lineage: Eukaryota; Metazoa; Arthropoda; Arachnida; Mesostigmata; Phytoseiidae
Product: ADP-ribose glycohydrolase ARH3
Exons: 9
Coding region: 201-1310 (369 amino acids)
Cellular component (GO): mitochondrion; nucleus
Source: RefSeq, a predicted model, not a curated record
AGGAUCGAGGAUUGACUCGAAAAUCCGCCGGACAUCGACGAUUGGGUUCUGACUCCUAUUACAUCUGCCAUCAACCAAGAAUUAGCCUCCGUAGACCGGUCUCCACCCGCCAGUGAGUGUGUUUCGCGCUUCAAAGAAAAUCGAACGUUCGCGGAGCCUGUUCUCUCGAGUGUCUCUGUUCCGUCGUGAAAUCCGCUACCAUGCUCAUCUGCAAGGUCACAACCCUCGGCUCGGCGCCGAUCCAGAGAUUGCUUUGCACGAUGGCCAGAUCCAUAUCGUUGGAUAGAUUCAAGGGUUGCUUGGUAGGUGGAGUAGCGGGCGACUGUCUCGGCGCUCCUUUCGAAGGAGAUCAGACUGUUUCAUCUACUGUGCUGAACUCUUAUCUCGAACACAUGGACGAGGCUGCUCAGAAACGAAACCAGCCGUAUAAACCCUACACGGACGACACCGCGAUGACUUUCGCCUUGUGCAAGUCGCUCUUGAAGAACGAGGGCCUGAAUUUGAUCGAUCUCGCGGGACAAUACGCGCACGAAUUCCUCAGUGACCCAAGACGUGGGUACGGCAGCGGAGCCCAACACGUCCUCGCCGCGAUAGCCACAGAGAAGCUUUACGAGUCAACGGACGAAUCGGCCGUUCUGGAGCCGGCUCGACAGCAGUUCGGCGGUCAGGGAUCCUACGGUAACGGAGCCGCUAUGAGAGUCAGUCCAGUGGCUUUGCUCCAUGCGAAAGAUCCUAUCGAGCUGAUGAUCACAACAGCUCAUCGCCAGAGUUUGAUAACGCAUUCGAAUGGCUUAGCCGUCCUCGGUGCGGUGAUUCAGGCGGCUGCGGUCCGGAUAGCUCUGCAAACCGAGGAGGGUAAGGAAAUCGAUCCGAAAAGAUUCGUCAAUGAACUCAGGAACGUCAUCAUCAAAGUCGAUCAUGUCGACGCUUCGCACAGAGAGAUUUAUUUGGAGAAGUUGAACCUCGUGCUGAGAUUCCUCGGCAAAACAGCUAUUGACGAAGAAGAAUUCUGCGAGCAACUGGGCAACGACAUCUCCGCACCUGGAUCAGUCCCCACAGCUGUCUACGCUUUCCUGAAAGCUUUGAAACCGUCGCAAGACUUUGAGGUGGGUUCCGGCAUCCUCCGGACGAUACUGACGGCAAUCGAGUUCGGUGGCGACACGGAUACCAUAGCUUCUAUGGCCGCAUCCAUAGCCGGGGCGUACUACGGACGUGCGGACAUCGGUGAGGACGUUUUGAAGCACUGCGAGGGAGUUCAGCUCGCGGAGCAGUACGCCGAAGGUUUCUUUGCUAGACUAACUCAACAGUGAGGCGGUCUCUCCAGAAGCUGAAGUGUUCACUACGCCCCCAGAGCGGCGGAAUGCACAUGUUAAAUACAAUAAUGUGUAUAGAGAUUGCUCGUUCUUGUAGAAUAAAAUAUCCUA